GAGAGAGAGAGAGAGAGAGAGAGAGAGAGAGAGAGAGAAUGGCCGCAAGAGCAUUUUGUGGGUGCAGAGCAAUAACAGAGAAUUCUGCCUCUUUCUCACCCCUUCUCAUCAAAUCCAUGGCCACCCAGAAGCCCAUUCCAACUGCUAAUAGAACUGUUAGCUCCAGGAAGAAUUCAACUGUGUUCCCGCUAGGCGAGGAGGCGCGGAGCAGCCCCUUGACAGGCGGCACACCAGUGAAGUUGCUGACAAGGGUGGAGCAGCUGAAACUGCUGACAAAGGCGGAGAAAGCCGGGCUGUUGUCUGCGGCUGAGAAGUUUGGGUUCUCUCUUUCGACAAUAGAGAGGCUUGGCCUGCUGUCAAAGGCCGAGGAAUUCGGGGUGCUAUCAGCAGCCACAGACCCGGGAACUCCAGGGGCAUUGUUGACAUUGAGCUUAGUUUUGUUGGUUUUGGGACCUUCUUUUGUUUACUUUGUGCCUGAGGACUACCCUUGGGAGAUAGCCCUCCAAGCUGUUGUUGCUUUGGUCUCUGUGGCUGGGGGUUCUGCAGCUUUUGCCGCUUCAAAUCUUGUAUCAAACUUGCAGAAAUCAAAUUGAAAAUUCCGUAAA
Morus notabilis is the source of this 605-nucleotide messenger RNA. RefSeq lists its product as uncharacterized. The transcript is spliced from 2 exons. The record is from RefSeq and is a predicted model, not a curated record. The coding region runs from base 39 to 593 and encodes 184 amino acids. Lineage: Eukaryota; Viridiplantae; Streptophyta; Magnoliopsida; Rosales; Moraceae.